Molecule: messenger RNA, 2622 nt
Organism: Vitis riparia (riverbank grape)
Lineage: Eukaryota; Viridiplantae; Streptophyta; Magnoliopsida; Vitales; Vitaceae
Product: pentatricopeptide repeat-containing protein At5g66520-like
Exons: 2
Coding region: 199-2073 (624 amino acids)
Biological process (GO): RNA modification
Molecular function (GO): RNA binding; zinc ion binding; protein binding
Source: RefSeq, a predicted model, not a curated record
AGCGGUUGCCGCCUUGUUUAACAAGCGUUCCAAAGGGCGUGAGUGUUAUUUUCAUUUACUUUCUCUGAGGGUAUUGUUUGGUUGCUGAGAAAAUAGGCGAAAAGGAAAACAAAUAGUUGACAAAACAGAAAAACAGAAACCCAAAUUUGUGUUGUUAUUGUCGGCAAUCAAUCAGAAUUUCAGGAGUAGCUCUUUGAAAUGAAAAGAUGCUACUCCACCUUCAAAAAACCGUUAAAUUCAAACCAGCUACGGCUCUUUUCACUUGAGUCCUGCAAAUCAAUGAACCAAAUCAAACAAACCCAUGCGCAUUUGAUCACCACAGGGCUCAUCCUACACCCGAUCACAGCAAACAAACUCCUCAAAGUGUUGAUAGCUUCGACCUUUGGCUCUCUCUCUUAUGCACACCAAUUGUUUGAUCAAAUUCCUAAACCCGAUGUCUUUAUUUACAACACCAUGAUCAAGGCUCAUGCAGUUAUACCCACUUCUUCGCAUAAUUCCAUGAGAAUAUUCCUAUCCAUGGUCCGGGUUUCGGGCUUUUUGCCCAAUCGAUACACGUUUGUUUUUGUUUUCAAGGCGUGUGGUAAUGGAUUGGGGGUUUUGGAGGGGGAACAAAUUCGGGUUCACGCCAUUAAAAUUGGAUUGGAGAGCAAUUUAUUCGUUACCAAUGCGAUGAUAAGAAUGUAUGCGAAUUGGGGCCUGGUUGAUGAGGCUAGAAGGGUGUUUGAUUGGAGCUUGGACCAGGAUUUAUACUCUUGGAAUAUUAUGAUUGGUGGGUAUGUUGGGUCGGGUGAAAUUGGUCGAGCUAAGGAAAUGUUUGAUGAAAUGAGUGAACGGGAUGUGGUGUCAUGGAGUACUAUAAUUGCCGGUUAUGUUCAGGUAGGUUGUUUUAUGGAGGCUCUGGAUCUCUUCCAUGAGAUGCUGCAAACAGGUCCCACACCAAAUGAAUUUACCUUGGCAAGUGCCCUUGCGGCCUGUGCCAAUUUAGUGGCAUUGGAUCAAGGAAGGUGGAUACAUGUUUACAUUGACAAGAGUGAGAUCAAGAUGAAUGAGCGAUUGCUUGCUAGUCUCCUAGACAUGUAUGCAAAGUGUGGAGAGAUUGACUUUGCUGCAAAAGUUUUCCAUGAUGAAUAUGGUCUGAAACUCAAGGUUUGGCCUUGGAAUGCCAUGAUUGGUGGAUAUGCUAUGCAUGGGAAAUCCAAAGAAGCAAUUGAUCUUUUUGAACAAAUGAAGGUUGAGAAGGUUUCUCCUAACAAAGUCACAUUUGUUGCAUUAUUGAAUGCUUGCAGCCAUGGAAAAUUGGUUGAGGAGGGAAGAGGUUACUUUAAAUCGAUGGCAAGUUCUUAUGGGAUUGAGCCAGAAAUAGAGCAUUACGGGUGUAUGGUGGAUCUACUUGGGCGUUCUGGGUUCUUGAAAGAGGCAGAGGAGACUGUAUUCAAUAUGCCAAUGGCUCCUGAUGCUAUUAUAUGGGGGGCACUACUUGGUGCUUGUAAGAUUCACAAAGAUAUCGAGAGGGGACAAAGAAUAGGAAAAAUCAUUAACGAAUUGGAUUCUGACCAUAUUGGUUGUCAUGUACUACUGGCUAAUUUGUAUUCUGCAACUGGGCAAUGGGAUGAAGCAAAGGCUGUGAGACAGAAAAUUGAAGUUAGUGGUAGAAAGAAAACCCCAGGUUGCAGCUCCAUUGAGUUGAAUGGAGUGUUCCAUCAGUUCCUAGUUGGAGAUCGGUCUCACCCCCAAACCAAGCAGCUCUAUUUGUUCUUAGAUGAGAUGACUACUAAGUUAAAGAAUGCUGGUUAUGUUCCUGAAUUUGGAGAGGUGUUGCUUGACAUUGAUGAUGAGGAAGAUAAGGAGACGGCACUAUCAAAGCACAGUGAGAAGUUAGCUAUUGCUUUUGGGUUGAUCAAUACACCACCUGGAACCGCAAUACGCAUAGUGAAGAACUUGAGAGUCUGUGCAGACUGCCAUGAAGCAACAAAGUUCAUCUCCAAGGUCUAUAAACGGGAAAUAAUUGUCAGAGACAGGAUUAGGUAUCACCACUUCAAAGAUGGAUUCUGUUCUUGUAAAGAUUACUGGUAAAGACAUGCAAAAGGAUGUCAGUGCUCCUCCAUAUAUAACCUGGGAAAGUUUGGUUGAGGACAUGACAAGCUAAAAAACACAUGUGGUUGCAGAGAUGGCUAUCUGUUGAGACUGUUUUUGCAUUGCCUCUCACUUAAGGAGUUGAAUUCAAGUUGGUCAUCAGUGAAGCAGAUCAUUCUAUUCAAAUUUUAGCCGAGGGAGCUACUUCAAGAAGUUAGGUAGCAGAUCCUGAAACCAAUAAAGAAUAGACCCUGAAGCAGGCAAGCGAGAGCACGGCUAUGAUCAAGAAUUAUUUGGUGCAUGAAACAUACCAUAUAUGUGUUCGAUAUCAUUUAUUUUCAUGUUGAGUUCCAAAUCUUCUCAAGUAUUCUUUUUCUUCUUUCAAACAGAGAAGAAACUGGCAUCUCUUACCUUUGCCAAUUCUGGAAUUAUGUGUAUGUGGGCUUUUCUCCUUGCUGCCCAAAUUCUGUGUUCUGGUCUCCAAAAUGUUGAUGGUUUAUUUCACCCUUUGCCUUGCAGUUUGGAGUUCUUGAUUCUUAGCAUUUUUAA